Messenger RNA from Leptinotarsa decemlineata (Colorado potato beetle), 2309 nucleotides. RefSeq lists its product as uncharacterized. The record is from RefSeq and is a predicted model, not a curated record. Gene Ontology annotation, biological process: animal organ morphogenesis. Gene Ontology annotation, molecular function: receptor ligand activity; BMP binding. NCBI's taxonomy places the organism in Eukaryota, Metazoa, Arthropoda, Insecta, Coleoptera, Chrysomelidae.
ACUUCGGGCGAUAUUCUGUAACAACUCAUUUCAUGUUUUGACGUUCAUUGGUAGUGUCAUUUUAUGAACUGUAAUUGGUAGGUUCGGAAACGAGAUAUGAAUAGGUGUGCACCACGAAUGAUAUUGUUGUCUUUUUUGCUUAUUGAAUUCUCAGAAGUUCUUUCGGAAAGAGAACAUAAGGUACAUAACAUAGUGCUGUAUCCAGAAAAACACUCGUGGUGUCAAAUAACACCAAUACAACAAGUAAUAGCCUGCCCUGGGUAUGAAUCUGUUACUAUAGACAAUAACGUGUGUGUAGGAGCUUGCUUCAGCUACUCUAUACCAAAAACGCAACCUGCCGAACCCGGAGAGCUAAUAGGUCCCUAUUGUGACAGCUGCCAACCUUCCGGCAUCGAGUGUUAUCACGUAAAUCUAAGAGGAGACGCCAACAACAUUGAAGAACCAAAAAUUAUUCAAAAGCGGGUGCAGAUAAUAACUAAUUGUUCUUGUCAGAACUGUAAUAAAGUCAGGACCGAAGACUGCCAAAUUACUGAUGAUGGCACUGUAGAAUUACCACAUAAACUUUUAACACACGACAAAAAUUCUACAAGGUAUAUAAACGAUGAUCUGCCUGAUAUUUUAGAGACGAACAGUUCCCCUGCCCAUCACCAUGAUUCAGAUGACGUUUUGCAUAAGGAGAAACACAAGAAAUGGAUCAAAAAUCACCACGACGAAAUAGAAAGUAUGUACCGACUAUUUCUGGAGAAUAAUAAAGAUACCAACAGUGAAAUUGACGAGGGCUCUGAAAAUUACGAUUAUACCAACUCAGAAAUGGAAAAUUUUAUCCAGAAACAUAAAUCGAUCGACUCUGAAGAACAUCCCAAUGACAUAGGGUUACUGGAAAAUGUUUUGUAUUUGGAACAAAAUCAAGAGAAUAAUGCCAAAAUCCAGGCUGAUCUGAAGAAAGUUCCCGAUAAUUUUGGAAUUGAAGGAGUUCCAAGCGGAUUAAGAGGAAACCACAUUGCCAUAGGCUCCAAACAAAAUGCUGCUACUGCGACCAACACGGUUUCGGAGGGAAAAGUGGAGUCUGCUGAUAUUUUGGAUCACCCCAACGAUAUUCCUGUGUCGGUUGUUAACGUUGAAGAAAGGAUCCAUCAUGGUGAGAAGGGGAGUCAUCAUUCGCAUCAUCGGCAGAACCAAGGGCAUAACCACCAUUUAGGGGAAACGGAAUAUGUUGGCCUAAACGUUGUACAUUUGAUCAAAGGGCCGCAUGGUAGUAUGGUUGCAGCUCCGGUCGAAACAAAAUUGGAAAUUGAUUCGGACGCUCUUAAACCGAAUAGUGAAGGGGUUGUGAUUGAUUACGGAAGUCCACAUGACCAGCCAUCUGCUAACAGAGCGGCGGAUUUAUUCAAAUAGUUGGAAUUUGCCAGUUAUAUUAAGAAUUCGAAGUUUUUUGGUAGUCUGCAUUAUUUUUUCUUCUCACAAAAUUUUAAACAAUCAUUAUGUUACUCAUUUGAAGUGAAUACAAAUUUUAUCAAGAAUUAAUUAUUGUACAGAUUAGCAUUCAAAGAACUUCGAAGAAUCUAGUCUCGAAAUUUCUUUAUUCAUAUUGAUAAGUAUAGGUAGGUUAUAUGUAAAUUGUCCAUAAGAAAUGAUCGACUGUGAUGUUGAUUAUUUCAAAAAAAUGCUUGGUGAGUACACAACAAGUUCACGCCAAAUGGAAACAUUCCUAGUGCCAAUUUCUUUACACAUUCUAAGGAGACAAAUUAUAUCGGAAAACAAAACUUAUUUUACAGAGAUGAAUGACGUUUUAAUGAAAAUUGAAGUGAUGAUUUGCUAUUUGUUUACUGACUCUAUUCUCAGAAAUAUUGUUUUAAACCCCUCAACCUAAUUAUUGAGUUGUAAGUUAAUAUUGGUGGUGACUACAUUUUAUUCACGGAAAAUAUACAAGAGGGUCAUAAAAAGUACAUCUUCAAGUUCUGAAAUCUAUAUGGAAUUAAUUCUUUGGGAAAGUUAUAUAACGUCAUAUCUCAAAAGGGAAGAAUAUUUCCAAUAUUUUCGAGGGUCUCUUGUGACCUGUCAUUUUAAUAUAGUUUGCAAACCACAAGCACAAACCACUAUUUGAUAUGAUUUUUAGAAUCGUCUUCGUUGCUAUUUUUCCUACUUUUUUUCGAAACCAAAAGCACAUCAAACGAUUUUAUUUUGUCAAUUUCCACACCUUUCAACAGGGGAAUUUUAGGUCUACUCCUAUUUGAACUAUCAACAUUUUUUCAGUGAUUAUUACUGGAUUUUCAUUCCAACACCAAACCGUUACUUUUAACACCUCGACA